GAAACCUUGCACGUGACUGUGUGGGAAAAUUCAUGACCAAACCUUAACAAAUGCGUUUCGUUUCAGUUUAUUGUUAGUAGGUCACAGUAUACAUGUCUGUAAAUUUGUUAUCGAUGGAAUAAAUGUUUUCUAAAAUGUUAAAAUCACAUCGCCGAGCACGUUGUCACUUUUAGGUAUAUGACGGCACUUCAUCGGUCAAGAUUAUACGUUUUUGGUUGAAUAAAUACUAAGUAAUUGAGGACUUUGAGACGACGCGUGAGGUCGUACUUCGUAGUAGCCUUGACUUGCAAACAAACUAAAAUGUACCCAUAUUAUGAGGGAAAACGAUCGUUCCUUUUGUGAGUGAAGAAAUUUUUGAAAUGCAUUAUUGCCUGAUUCCUGUGGUAUUUUCAAAAUUCUAGAAAUAAAUGUUUCAAUCUUAUUUGUAUAAUUUGAAGUCUGGUGAAGUCGGGUAGAUAUUUUAACGGAUAUGAUUGAUAUUAUUUAGUAUGAAGCAGCCUUUGUUUAACAACAAUAUCAAAGGAUAAAAUAAAUGAUACUAGUAUAUGUUUCUUGUCGUUUGGAAUGACAUAAUGUCAUAUUGCUGUCUUCCUAUGGGAAAAGCCCGCCUACUUUAGUUUUGACGACGAUUUAGCAACACAUGUGGACAAGAACUUCUACCUAGAAGUAAAUGCUGUUUAUUGAAGUACACUGAUUUUGCUUGUCUUAUUUUUGAAUGUAUUAAAAUCUAUUUUUUUCUUGUAACAAGGAAAAAUCUAGAUCUUGUAACAAAUCUGACAUAUAAGCAUCAAGGCAUUUAGAAAAUACAAUCUUGUUGGCUUACUUUCAUGAUUUCAUGAUUUUAGCUCACGAUGAGUCAAUGAUGUGAUAGAAAUUACUUGUUAAUGGUUAUGUUUUGCUAAAAUCAACGCUAAACAUAUUACUUUGCGAAUUAGUUCACGCCUCAAAUGAUAAUUAAAAGAUUGUAUAUUUAAAAUAUUCUCAUGUCAUCAUUCUCAAUGCUCCGCCUACCGUAAACGGGUACGGGGCUUACCGAACAGCUGGCGGUGGAAACCGGAAAGCUCAGCAACUUUAAAUUACAAUAAAGCAAAUUUUACUUCAUAAAUUUUAGGAAUCACCCUUCUUAAAAAUUGCAAACUUAUGGACAUUUUUCUAUCAUGAUGACACAUUGAUUUUAUACGAAGUUUGCCUGUGUUGUGCAAAACAAGCAGUUCUGAAACCUUGCAAGUGACUGCGUGGGAAAAUUCAUGACCAAACCUUAACAAAUGCGUUUCGUUUCUGUUUAUUGUUAGUAGGUCACAGUAUACAUGUCUGUAAAUUUGUUAUCGAUGGAAUAAAAUGUUUUCUAAAAUGUCAAAAUCACAUCGCCGAGCACGUUGUCUCUUUUAGGUACAUGACGGCACUUCAUCGGUCAAGAUUAUACGUUUUUGGUUGAAUAAAUACUAAGUAAUUGAGGACUUUGAGACGACGCGUGAGGUCGUACUUCGUAGUAGCCUUGACUUGCAAACAAACUAAAAUGUACCCAUAUUAUGAGGGAAAACGAUCGUUCCUUUUUGUGAGUGAAGAAAUUUUUGAAAUGCAUUAUUGCCUGAUUCCUGUGCAUUAAUACAGAGAGAAAUGAACGAAAACAUCGUUGAUUUUCUCGGCGGAUGUCUUGGAGGUAUUGCCGGUACGGUUGCAGGACAUCCUUUUGAUACUGUGAAAGUCCGACUUCAAAUGCAGCGAUAUGGCGGUCAAGUUUAUCGUGGUGUUUUUCAGUCCAUUUUUGAAAUUGCCAAAUCAGAAUCAGUCGCAGGUUUGUUCAAAGGAAUGGCAUCUCCCCUUGCAGGGCAAGCUUUAAUAAAUGGUUGUGUAUUUGGUGCCUAUAGUGAGUCUUAUCGACGUCUUCAAAAUUUUUCAUAUCCAGUGUUUUGGGCAGGGUGUGUGGCAGGGAUAGUGCAGGGUAUCAUUACUGCACCACUGGAGUUAGCAAAGAUCCGUGUGCAAUUACAAGGCAAAGGUGUCAAUCCAAGUAAAAUGACUCUUGCUGAAAGACAGAAUAUGAAAUAUUCAGGGUCAAUUGAUUGUUUAUGGAAAAUACUUAGAACAGAAGGUAUUCAUUCUUUCUUUAAAGGAACGUGUGUUACUUUGGUCCGUGAAAUCCCUGCAACUGGUGUUUAUUUUUUUACAUAUGAUGAAUUGUGUAAAGUAGGACCUCGGACAGAGACUAGGAAUGAAACAAAGCCUGUUACUAUUAUAUUUGCUGGGGGUAUAGCUGGUAUUCUUUCAUGGGUUGUAACUUAUCCUUGUGAUGUGAUCAAAUCAAGAUUUCAGGGUGACAUGAAAGGUCUUUACACUAGUAGCAUAGAUUGUGCUAUAAAGAGCUACCAUGCUGAAGGCUGGCAUAUGUUUUUUCAAGGCAUCAACACAACCAUAAUACGAGCCUUUCCAUCAAAUGCAGCCACCUUUGGUGCAGUUGUGCUGUUUGCAAGAUUUGUGUAUGGAGAGGAUAAUGAUAUGUGGAAUAAGUCAACAGAGAAAUUUUGCUACGUUAAGUUUGAAAAAGAAGUGGUUAUAUUUGGCAUUGAGAAAUGUCAUGUGGAAAGACAAUUUAUCGAAAGAACAACCGAAAUUAUGGCAAUGUCACUUGAUUUUUUGGCCGGAUCAAUCGGAGGUGUUUCUGGUGUCGUAGUUGGUCAUCCCUUCGACACUGUGAAGGUCAGAUUACAAACUCAUCCUGGUAGCAGUUACUCUGGAAUGAUGAAUUAUUUUUUCAAAAUAAUAAGAGAAGAGUCGAUAUUUGGUUUAUACAAAGGACUACCUCCUCCUUUAGCUGGUUCAGCAGCAGUAAAUGCCAUAACAUUUGGUGUUCAGGGAAUAGUAUAUCGAAAAUUAGAACCUGGUCGGUUUAGCAUGUUUUUGUCAGGCAUCAUUGCAGGUACUGUACAAUCUAUGGUUGUAUGUCCAAUUGACCUUGUCAAAACUCGGAUGCAACUUCAAGGACAAGGGAAAAAAUAUGGACACUUGCUGCAUUCUGGUGGAGACAAAACUCUAUACUACAAUAAUUCUUGGGAUUGUUUGAGAAAGAUUUACAAGAUAGAAGGUUUUAGAAAUAUUUAUCGCGGCUUGUUUGCAACUGUUGCAAGAGAAGCACCCUCAUUUGGAGUGUACUUUUUUUCUUAUGAAGAACUGCGUUUUCAAAUGGCAAACUCACAGGAAGAUAUACAUAAUCUUGGAGCGUUUUAUUUAUUCAUUGCUGGUGGAAUUGCCGGUUCGCUGUCUUGGGUAUUCAGCUAUCCACUUGAUGUAGUUAAGACACGCAUUCAAGCAGACAACACAGGCAAAUACAAAGGAAUGAUUGACUGUUUUAGGCAGACUUACUCUUCUAAUGGGCUUAAAGUGUUCUUUCGAGGACUUGACACAGCAAUUGUGCGUGGUUUUUAUGUAAAUGCAGCUACAUUGGCUACUUUCACAAUAACUAAGAGGAAUCUUCAAUGUUAAAGAUUAUUGUAAUGAUAUAGCAUUCAUUGAUAAUGUCAUUGAACGGUCAUAAAUAAGUUAAGAUUAGUUAAAAUGGGGAGGGGAAAAAGUAAAUAUUUGUGAAAAGUCAGAUCAAAUUAUAACAUAAUUAUAACAUAACGGUAUUUUACCGGAUGGGAA
Molecule: messenger RNA, 3639 nt
Organism: Xenia sp. Carnegie-2017
Lineage: Eukaryota; Metazoa; Cnidaria; Anthozoa; Malacalcyonacea; Xeniidae
Exons: 8
Coding region: 1618-3480 (620 amino acids)
Biological process (GO): mitochondrial L-ornithine transmembrane transport
Cellular component (GO): mitochondrion
Molecular function (GO): high-affinity L-arginine transmembrane transporter activity
Source: RefSeq, a predicted model, not a curated record